AUGGGUUUUGCGCAAUGCUCCUGGCCAGUAUGGCAGGUCGAUGACUUCACGACAUGCUUCCAGCUCGACUACCUCCGGACUCUCCUCCCUCUCAUUGUGAUCGCGCUUUCGAUCGCGCAUCUCGCAGGCCGAAAGAUUUUCCUCACUCUGAAAAAGUCCAGGUUCUAUACCGAAAUUCCAGUCGAUGAACACCCACACGACCACACCGCGCUACCGCCCGAACAGCUUGGGGACGAAGCCGACGAAGAUGACGACGAUCUUGAAAUCAGCGGUGGGCGCCUCGCACUAGCCCGAACAAUCUCCAAGACCUCGAUCGUUCAAUCCGAUACCCCUACAGGCCAAUGGACUUCCCAAGUCAUCGAAGAACUUGCCAUAAUUGGACUCGUUGCCAUCAACAUCGUCGCAUUGGUUCAUGAUUCCUAUGGUGCUUCUCGCGGACGGGCUGCGGCAAUUGCCGGCAUUGUCGUCUGGGUUUAUGCGCUGAUCCUGACGACUUUGCGACUGACUCUGGGGAACACCAAGUGGCGUGUACCCAAAAUUUGGUACCAUACGGCCAUCAUCUAUUUUGCACAGUGGUUACUCUUGAUCUUCAUCUUCCGAAGCGUCAUCAUUCGGCCAUCCUCAAAACUCACACAGAUUCUCGGCAUCGUUGAGUUUUCCCUGGUAUCGCUUCUCUUCAUCAUGGCCUUCUCCACACGCAAGGGGAAUAAGACUGUCAUGUUGGAAUGGGAAGAUGGAAUUGAGCCCUCUCGCGAACCCCUUGCCAGUCUAUUCUCUGUUGCCUCGUUUGCAUGGGCCGACGAUCUCAUGUGGAAGGGCUGGAAGCAACCCUUGGAGAUUGGGGACGUCUGGAAUUUGCUUCCCAAGGACAAGGCCGCGACAGUUCUUGCUGACUAUCGGCAGCUGAAGAGAACCGGUGCUCUCGCGUGGCACAUGCUCAGUUAUUUUAAGGGCAGCCUUCUCCUCCAGUGCUUGUUGGCUGUCAUCGGUGGCGUCUUUACAUUUGCUCCCACUCUGCUUCUGCGAGCCAUCCUAGAGUAUAUUGAGGAGCCUGGCGACACCCCUAUCAAUGUCCUCUGGCUGUAUGUAAUCAGUCUUCCUGUCCUUGAUAUGGUUCGGUCAUGGGGCGAUGGAAUGGCCCUCUGGAUUGGUCGCAAAAUUUGCAUCCGCGUUCGUGCCAUUACUGUCGGUGAAAUUUAUGCCAAAGCGCUCCGUCGUAAAGCAGCGGCUGGAAAGGAUAAGGUUCUCUUGGAUAAGAAGCCCUCUUUUCCGACCGAGGAGAGUAACGCGAGCACAAGUACGGCUGGAAAAAUCAAGCGUGCCCUGGGGCUGAAGAAAAAGAAUUCCAAGCCCCCUAGCGACACCGAGACCGCCAACGAGGGUGCCCGAGAACUGCCUGUCAUGGACGACGACGAACAGGCCAAUUUGGGAACCAUCAUCAACCUCAUGUCUGUCGACAGCUUCAAGAUGGCCGAAAUCACCGCUUAUCUCCAUUUCCUGUGCGCCGCAGCCCCGACCCAGUUGAUUGUUUGCAUCAUUCUCCUGUGGCAGGUCAUGGGAUAUAGUGCUAUUCCUGGACUUGUCAUCAUGGCCUUCCUUCUGCCUAUCAACUAUCUCAUCGGCAAGGGGUUCAACACAACAUCCAAGAAAAUCUUAUCUGCGACAGACAAGCGAAUGAACAUCACCAAUGAAGUGCUUUCAAACAUCCGAAUCAUCAAGUAUUUUGCGUGGGAAAAACGAUUCGGCAUGGCGAUCGAAGAGAAGCGACAUAUGGAGCUGCAGGCUCUCCGAUCUCGUUUCUUGGUCUGGGCUGCGGCAGUGGCCACCUGGAAUUUCGUCCCCGUCUUCAUCACGUUCUUCUCUUUCCUCGUAUACACGGUCAUUGAAAAGAAACCGCUGUAUCCUUCUGUUGCCUUCACAGCAAUCUCCUUGUUCAUGUUGCUGCGUAUCCCCCUCGAUCAAUUUGGUGAUAUGUUUGCUCAUGUGCAGGAGGCAAAGGUCUCCAUCGACCGUGUCGAUGAAUUCUUGCGAGAGGAAGAAACGGAGAAAUAUGAGCAGCUUGGCUUUGACAAUAAGGAUGAAGAUGGCGUGGAGCGCAUUGGUUUCAAAGAUACCACUCUCAUCUGGGGCAGCAAAAAUGCCGUCGCGGACGAUGGCUCCAAGGCGUUCAGACUGAUGGAUCUGAACAUUGACUUCCGAAUUGGACAGCUAAAUGUCAUUGCUGGGCCUACUGGGUCUGGAAAGACAUCGAUGCUGAUGGGUCUGCUUGGCGAGAUGUCAAUGGUUGACGGCAAGGUGUUUUGUCCUGGAGGUCAGAGCCGAGAGGAUGUUCGACCAGACCCGGAAACUGGCCUUGCAAACACAAUCGCAUACGUUGCUCAAUCUGCCUGGCUCGUGAAUGCGAAUAUUCGGGAAAAUAUUCUGUUCGCAACUCCUUAUGAUGCUCGUCGAUACAGAGACGUCAUUGUCGCCUGUGCUCUUGAACGCGAUCUGGAAAUUCUGGACCACGGCGAUGAGACUCAGGUUGGAGAGAAGGGUAUUUCGCUUUCUGGAGGCCAGAAGCAACGCAUAUCCCUCGCUCGAGCCCUGUACUCCAACUCUGCGCACCUGCUAUUGGACGACUGCCUCAGCGCUGUCGACUCACAUACCGCCCAAUGGAUUUUCAGCAAUUGCAUCAAAGGCCCACUCAUGGCUGGCCGUACGUGUAUUCUUGUCACUCACAACCUGCAGCUCUGCGUGCCUUCGUCCGAAUAUAUCGUGGUUCUCGACAACGGCCGGGUCGCCAUCCAAGGGCCCUCGUCAGAAGUCAUCGCAUCAGGGAAACUUGGUGAGGAGAUCCAGAAAGCCAAGCCUAUGUCUACUGCUCCUUCUCGGGUACCAUCUCGGGUCCCUUCAAGCGUUGGUGAUGAAGAUACAGUAGUGAACAACAGUAUCGACGGAUCUGAUGCCGCCAAGAAGAAGAAGACACCUCCACAGGAUGCCAUGGGUGAGGGCAAGGUCACUGGCGCUGUACAUUGGUCCGUUAUCAAGCUCUACUUGACUGCUAUGGGCUCUUGGUCAUUCUGGAUCGUUACACUGAUUGUGUUCAACAUGCAGCAACUCUCUGCUGUGGUUAUUCAGGCUUGGGUCCGAGAAUGGGCCAACCAAUACGUCAAGGAAGAUCUCAAGGGCAGCGCUCAUGGCUCUUGGGCUCAAGCUUACAGCAAGGGCAUGUCUACUCAAUUGGGAUUCGCGCACGAUGCAAUUGCAUCAUCGCCAUCUGAGGUGGUCGUCAUGUCGGAGCCAAAGUCCAAUGUGCGCGUCGGGUAUUACCUCACAGUACUCGCGAUCAUCGGAAUUUUGUCGGCAGUCACAGCGCUUGUUCGAGACCUUUGGCUGUUCUUCGGAUCCCUCACUGCUUCGAAACGCAUUCAUGACCGUCUGAUUCAGUCCGUCACCCGGGCUCGGUUCAAGUUUUUCGAUCAGACCCCCCUUGGACAGAUUGUGAACCGUUUUAGCAAGGAUCUUGAGGCCGUCGAUCAAGAUGUCGCUCCCACGGCCAUCAGCGUGUUGACCUGCAGUCUGGCGCUUGCUGUCACGGUUGUCUUGAUCACCGUCAUCACUCCGGGAUUUCUGAUUGCUGCUCUGUUCAUUGCAGUUCUCUUCUAUAUGGUAUCCGCCUUCUAUUUGCGUGCCUCUCGUGAUCUCAAGCGCCUGGAGUCAGUCCAGCGCAGUCCACUCUUCCAGCAGUUUGGCGAAACGCUACAUGGCAUCACAACUAUCCGAGCCUAUGGUUGUGAACGGCGUUUCAUUCGAGAGAAUUUGAAUAAGAUCAACGCACAAAGUCGGCCAUUCAUCUAUCUCUGGGCCCUUAACAGGUGGUUGGCGUUCCGUGUUGACUUACUGGGAGACUUGGUUACGUUCUCCGCUGGUGUGUUCCUUAUUUUCGGUCUCGGGAAGAUUGACGCUGGCGCGGCGGGUAUGUCUCUAUCCUACGCAAUGAACUUUACCGAAAACCUGCUUUGGCUAGUGCGCAACUAUGCUAUCAACGAGCAGAACAUGAACUCGGUUGAACGAAUCAAGGAAUAUCUAGAUGUUGAGCAGGAGGCCCCAGAAAUCAUCGAGGACCAUCGACCGGAGCCCAGCUGGCCCUCAAAGGGCAGCGUUGAGUUUGUGGACUACUCAACAAGGUACCGUGCAGACCUUGCCCCGGUACUGCGCAACGUCUCACUCAAGAUCAAUGCAAAGGAGAAGGUUGGCAUUGUGGGACGAACAGGUGCUGGUAAGAGUUCGCUUACGCUUGCCAUCUUCCGUGCUCUCGAGGCAGACAGCGGAAAGAUCAUUAUCGACGAUGUUGAUAUCAGCAAGAUUGGUCUGAAGGAUCUCCGUGACAAUAUCACAAUCGUUCCCCAAGACCCGACGCUGUUCCGAGGUACCAUUAGGAGCAACCUCGAUCCUUUUGAACAGUACACGGAUGAAGAGGUCUUUGCUUCCCUCAGGCGAGUUCAGCUUAUAGGGCAGGACGAGCCCAACACGGUACCUCCUACGCCUAUAGUAGCCAGGUCAGUGAACUCAGAAUCGAAUUCUUUCUCGUUCAACAAGAACGUCUUCCUAGACCUUGCUUCGCCUGUCAGCGAGGGUGGAUUGAAUCUGUCGCAAGGCCAGCGCCAGCUUCUCUGCCUGGCCCGCGCUAUGCUGAAGAGCCCUACAGUUCUGGUAAUGGACGAGGCCACAGCGUCCAUCGAUUACGUGACAGAUGCCAAGAUUCAGGAGACUAUCCGCGAGUUGACAGGAACUGUCAUUACUAUUGCUCACCGUCUGCAAACCAUUGUGGAUUAUGACAAGGUGCUGGUGUUGGACAAGGGCGAGGUGAUUGAAUACGCUCACCCUUGGGAGUUGAUCAACAAGGAGAAGGGCUUGUUCCGCAGCAUGUGCGAAAUGAGUGGCGAGCUUGCUGUACUCGUCAAGGCAGCGAAGAGAAAGUGGGAUGAGGACCGAUUGAUUGACGAUUCGUAA
Clonostachys rhizophaga is the source of this 4995-nucleotide messenger RNA. Lineage: Eukaryota; Fungi; Ascomycota; Sordariomycetes; Hypocreales; Bionectriaceae. The record is from the annotation of a GenBank genome assembly.